CUCCAAACCCAGUGAAGAAAAUUACCAGAGAAAGCUCAAAAAUUUCUAAGAAACCUACCAAAAAACAGCUUCUUACCUAUGAAGAAAUUAUCAGAGAACAACUCCAAACCUGGCGAAGAAAAUUAUCAGAGAACAGCUCCAAGCCUGAUGAAAAAACUAAUAGAAAUUUAUUAGAAACUGAAGCUGAAUCAGA
Messenger RNA from Cetraspora pellucida, 193 nucleotides. Lineage: Eukaryota; Fungi; Glomeromycota; Glomeromycetes; Diversisporales; Gigasporaceae. The record is from the annotation of a GenBank genome assembly.